Molecule: messenger RNA, 2408 nt
Organism: Hydractinia symbiolongicarpus
Lineage: Eukaryota; Metazoa; Cnidaria; Hydrozoa; Anthoathecata; Hydractiniidae
Product: splicing factor 3B subunit 2-like
Exons: 17
Coding region: 16-2274 (752 amino acids)
Biological process (GO): mRNA splicing, via spliceosome
Cellular component (GO): precatalytic spliceosome; catalytic step 2 spliceosome; U2-type spliceosomal complex
Source: RefSeq, a predicted model, not a curated record
UGUGUCGGAAUUUUUAUGUCGGUAUAUCAAGCGAUGUUACUUUAUGUUGUACGUCGUGUGUCGGGUCCACUUAGCCCGGUGCUAAAUGGAAUCGUUGCCCGUCAUUCUGGUGUUCCAGCAAAGAUGGCGAUUACACGACGUGCUAAAGCUGCUCAAAAUUCUGUUGCUCAAAGAACACGUUCUUCUUCACGAGAUGAUGGUAACGAAGAAACUGUUGAAACAGAUGUUACUCCAGAAAAUUCUCAGGAAGAGUUGUUAACAGAAAACAUCUCUUCAGAACAGAAUGUUGAGGAAAAUACAAUAGCAACUAUACAAGAAGUUGUAAAAGAACCUCCUUUUAUGGAGCCUAUACAUGAACCUACAGAAAAGGCUGCUUUUGAGUUUGUAAAACAGUCCACAAACGAAGUUGCUGGAGAGCCUAUACAAGAGACUGCUCAACAAAAUGGUGAAGUUUUGCCAGAUAAAUACUUACAAAUAGGUAAAGACCAAGAGCUUGCCAAGGAGGAGCUUAAAAAAGGUCCUCAAGUUAACAUAACUCCUGUUACUUCGGAAAAAAUUGUUGACAUGAUUAUAGAGAAAACUGAUGAUACAUUUCUUAAUGAAUAUGAACCAAGUGGGAUAAUUGUUAAUCAAUCUGCAGCUAAGAAAAGUAAAAAGAAAAAGAAGAAAAGAAGAAAACCAGCUAAAGCUGAACAAAAAGUGAUAUUGCAAGCAGAUGAAAAUGAAGAUAAAGAUGAUGUAGAAAUUGAAUAUGUAUCAGAGAACGUUGAUUUACCAAAGUGGGAUCCAAACUAUGCAGCUUUUAGUAAAAUAUUUGAGGCAUUCAAGAUUGAAGAAAGACAAAUGAAAAUAGAGAAGGAAGAAAUAAAAGAAGAAGCCCCACAAGCAAUAGAAAGCAUAGAUAAUCCACUUGCAGAUGAUGACGAUGAUGAAACAGAAAAGAAAGAAGGUAAUUCAGAGAAACUGUCAAAAAAGAAAAUGAAGAGACAAAGUCGAAUGGAAAUCGCUCAACUUAAACAGAUGGUCAGCCGACCAGAUGUUGUUGAAAUGCAUGAUGUAAAUUCUCGGGACCCACAACUUCUUGUUUAUCUCAAGGCUUAUAAGAAUACUGUUCCGGUUCCAAGACAUUGGUGUUUCAAAAGAAAAUACUUGGCAGGAAAACGGGGAUUUGUUAAACCUCCUUUUGAGCUUCCAGAAUUUAUAAAGCAAACUGGUAUUAUGGAAAUGAGGGCAGCUAUGCAGGAGAAAGAAGAUGCAAAAACAUUGAAAUCAAAACAAAGAGGAAAGAUCCGACCUAAACUUGGAAAAAUCGAUAUAGACUAUCAAAAACUUCAUGAUGCUUUUUUUAAAUUUCAAACAAAACCAAAAAUGACAAUACAUGGUGAUUUGUAUUAUGAGGGAAAAGAAUUUGAAAUCCGUCUAAAAGAAAAGAAACCAGGAGAUUUGUCUGAUGAUCUAAGAACAGCACUUGGAAUGCCAGUUGGGCCGGGAAAAAACCUUAUUCCCCCUCCAUGGUUAAUUGCAAUGCAACGUUAUGGGCCACCACCUUCAUAUCCAAACUUGAGAAUUCCAGGACUAAAUGCACCAAUUCCAGAUGGUGCCUCUUUUGGUUAUCAUGCUGGUGGAUGGGGAAAGCCUCCAGUUGAUGAAAUGGGUAAACCUUUGUAUGGAGAUGUUUUUGGAACAUUAACAGAUGACCAAUCUGGUUUACAUGACGAUGAAAAUAUUGAAAAAACUCCUUGGGGUGAAUUGGAAUCAGAAUCUGAGUCAGAAGAAGAAUCUGAAGAUUCUGCAGUUGAGGAUGAAGACCAAACUGGACUUGUAACACCUGGAGAUGCUGGAUUGAUUACACCGAGUGGUUUAUCUUCUGUUGGUGCUGGUAUGGAAACUCCAGACAUGAUUGAAUUACGUAAGAGAAAGGAAAUAGAAGAUGCAAUGGAGACUGGUGGUGAUACUCCAGCGUUAUAUACUGUUUUGGCAGAAAAAAAGACUUCAGUAGGUGCAGCCAUGAUGGGCUCUGCUCAUACGUAUGAUAUGGUAACAACAACAAAAAAAGCAGGCGAGGGUGUAGAAAUUACGUUAGAUCCCAGUGAAUUAGAACUUGAACCGUCUACUAUGGCAGCUAAAUAUGAUGAUACAAUAAAGGAAAGGGAAGCUGCUUUAAACCGUGAAGAUUUAAGUGAUAUGGUUGCUGAACAUGCAGCUAAAAAGAAACGCAAAAAACCAACAGAUAAUGGAAAGGCUGCCAAAAAAUACAAAGAUUUCAAGUUUUAGUAGUUUUACAACGUUGAAUUAUAAUGAGAAUGAGAACUUUAGAAGAUCUAUGAAAGUUUUUUUACAAACAAGACUUUAUAAAGAGCUACUAAUUAUGGUAUUAUUUUACAGAAAUGACCCGGUCUCUUAUUUUA